AUGCUGCUGAGCGGAGCGGCGGCAGGCUCGGAGCGCGGCGGCGGGGCCGGGGCCGGGGCCGGGGCCGGGGCCGGGGCCGGGGCGGGCGGCGGAGCCCCGCAGUGCGUGGGCACCAUGGCCCGCUGGCUCCGCGAGCACCUCGGCUUCCGCAGCGCCAAGCCCGCGCCGCCCGCGCCGCCCAAACCCGACUACCGCGCCGGGCCGCCGCAGCCGCCCCCGCCGCCGGGAGGCGCCGCCGAGCCGCUGGCCUCGGCCCAGCCCGACAUCGUGGCCGCGUACCGCCUGCAGAAGGAGCGCGACUUCGAGGACCCGUACAGCGGGGUGCCGCCUCCCGCCGCCCCCGACGGGCCCCGCUACGUCUCGCCCAAGCACCGGCUCAUCAAGGUGGAGGCGGCCGAGAAGCCGCCCGCCGGCCCCGCGCCGUCCCCCGCCGCCCCCGGCUCGCCCCCCGCCGGCCCCGAGCCGCCCGACGAGCCGCCGCAGGAGCUGGCUGUCCUGGAGGACUAUGCAGACCCCUUUGAUGCUGCGCAGGUGGCUGGUAGCCAGGCAGGGGUGGAGAAGGUGACAGAGAACGAUGGGUAUAUGGAACCGUACGAAGCCCAGAAAAUGAUGGCUGAGAUCCGCCAGAAGGGCUUACGGGAGACUCCAACCCGGCCACUUCACCUCUAUGACACUCCCUAUGAGCCCAUCUCUGGAGGGCUGGAUGUGGACACUGACCGCCAUGCUUGCCCCAGGCCUAGGGAAUCUCGGUUGCCUGAGGAUGAUGAGCGGCCGCCAGAGGAGUAUGACCAGCCCUGGGAGUGGAAGAAGGAGAGGAUCUCCAAAGCCUUUGCAGUUGAAAUCAAGGUCAUUAAAGACCUGCCGUGGCCGCCACCGGUGGGACAGCUCGACAGCGGUGAAACCCCCCUGGACAGUGAGGCCAGUGCCUCUGUCCCCCCGCAGCACGGCCUGCAGAGCUACGAAGAUGCCAACGGGCCAUCAGAGGGGUUGGGCUAUGGCCGCACCUCACCCUGCAGGGAGGAGAAGGCCAGGGCUGCCCUCAGACAUGGUACCAGCAGCCUCAAGAGCACCAAGACAUUGAUCACAGAGCCUGGUCCCUUCCUUGGGGAGAGGAUUGACCCUGCACUGCCCCUGGAGAGCCAGUGCUGGUAUCACGGGGCCAUCAGCCGGACGGACGCAGAGACGCUGCUGAGGCUCUGCAAGGAGGCCAGCUACUUGGUGCGCAACAGCGAGACCAGCAAGAACGACUUCUCCCUCUCCUUGAAGAGCAGCCAGGGCUUCAUGCACAUGAAACUAUCCCGGACCCAGGAGAACAAGUACGUGCUGGGUCAGCACAGCCCGCCCUUUGACAGCGUGCCAGAGAUCAUUCAUCACUACGCCAGCCGCAAGCUGCCCAUCAAGGGGGCUGAGCACAUGUCCUUGCUUUACCCGGUGGCUAUCCGCACCCUAUAGCUGUCACCACGCACGAGCUGAGCUCGAAGCUGUGUGGACCUGAAGGUGGCCUGUCUGCAGGGCCAAACGCUGGUGUAGUGGACGGGCACCAGAUCAGCGAGACGGUGUUAUUGGGGACUUUGGCAGCUAGACCCCUCAUCAUGCUCUCACCUGGGGUUCCUGUGUGCCAGUGUGCCUGCUGGGAUGGCGACAGGGAGAAGGAGCUUAGUGGGAGCAUCCAUUUGCUGCCCUCACCCCCUUGGGAAGCAAGGACUGGAACUGGGGCCCUGGAGAGGACAUGAGGGGAGCAAGGUGCAGGAAAGGGGGGAGGAAGUAUCCUGAGA
This is a messenger RNA of Phasianus colchicus (ring-necked pheasant), 1775 nucleotides long. It is a transcript of the gene SHF, whose product is annotated as Src homology 2 domain containing F. Gene Ontology annotation, molecular function: phosphotyrosine residue binding. NCBI's taxonomy places the organism in Eukaryota, Metazoa, Chordata, Aves, Galliformes, Phasianidae. The record is from RefSeq and is a predicted model, not a curated record.